This is a messenger RNA of Triplophysa rosa, 2666 nucleotides long. RefSeq lists its product as uncharacterized. The record is from RefSeq and is a predicted model, not a curated record. The coding region runs from base 175 to 912 and encodes 245 amino acids. Lineage: Eukaryota; Metazoa; Chordata; Actinopteri; Cypriniformes; Nemacheilidae. The transcript has 2 exons.
UGAAGGAAAAGCCGUGGAUUUAUAUGUUGUAUGAAUUGACUUUUGAUUUCUCGUGUGGCAAAGCAAUAAAGCUUGUGUCAGUCCCGCCAACCUCGUCCUCUUCCUUCCUUAUCAUAGCGAACCCGCUACACUGGUGCCGAAACCCGGGAAGGAAGUAGGAGGGCCACCGCCAUCAUGCAGGCAACAUCGGGCACGCCGUUUGCGGACAUCAUCGCAUCUCUCGCGGUCCUCCACCGCGAACAACACCAGGUGCUGCUGGACCUUCGGAGUGACCACGAGCUCCACUUCCAGACUAUCUUCCAGGCCCAGCAAGAGGACCACGAGAGCUUCCGGAGCUGGGUGGACCAGGGGGUUCGGGCAGAGGCAUCCGCACCAGCGACAACCGCCGCGUUCCUACCGCUGUCGAAGAUGGGGCCAGAGGAGGACCCGGAGGCGUUCCUCGACCUCUUCGAGAAGACGGCGGAGACUAGCGACUGGCCCCCGGAGGAUUGGGCAUGGCGACUCCUGCCGUUGCUGUCGGAGGAAGCGCAACUGGUGGCCCGGCCGCUGCCCGUCCAGAACCUCCUGGUCUUCAACGACUUGAAGAGGGCCAUCCUCCAGAGGGUCGGCCGGGACUCCUGCCGCAAAUGGCUGCUGGCUGGGAAAGGCAACGUCGAGGACAUCAUCGACCGCGUGGUGCUGGAGCAGUUCAUCGCUCGGCUUCCCAAGAGUACGGCCGAGUGGGUCCAGUGCCACCGCCCGACGUCGCUGGACUCAGCCAUCCACCUGGCGGAAGACCAGAUGGUGGUGUGCCCCGGGGUUGGCGAACCCCUCCCGGCUGUUUCUCUCUCCCCCUCUUCUCUCUCUCUCUCUCUCUCUCUCUCUCCUCAUCCUGUCCCUGCACCCAGGUCCCAUCCACCCGGUCUGCCAUGAGUGCCGCCUCGACGACGGUUCCCACAGCCCGGGGACUACACGACCGGGUACCGCGCUCCGCCGCAGGGAUUCCAGGACGGCAAUGGGUCCACCCUCUCUCCGCACCCUUCCCGUGCUCCACUUCCCGCCACCCGGAUGGCGGAGACGCCUGGGCCGGCCUGUUGGCAAUGCGGAGACCCGGACCAUUUUGUCGAUCGGUGCCCAGUGAUGGAGAUCGGGACGAUGAUCCGGGUUCCCGACACGCUGCAGGCUGUCCCCGGUCAGAAUGGAUGGUACCAAAUUCCUUAAUGGCGCGGGGAGACGAUAUAUAAAGACCCAAGAGACGCACAACGGGGAGAGAGAGAUGGACUGAACACGGGCUGCCACGACCACAGAACCUCUCAGUAGAGAAAGAAGGACUUUGCUGGAUUAUUAUCUUCUCGAACCGGGCUGAAGGAAAAGCCGUGGAUUUAUAUGUUGUAUGAAUUGACUUUUGAUUUCUCGUGUGGCAAAGCAAUAAAGCUCGUGUCAGUCCCGCCAACCUCGUCCUCUUCCUUCCUUAUCAUACCGAACCCGCUACAAUGACCUAUAUUAAUAUAUUAACUAUAAGAAUAUUAACUAUACUGUCUGAAAUAGGUGUACAUUUACAAUUACAUAAUGCUUAAUUAUCACAUUUAUGCCUGUUUGAAUAUGAUCUGAAAUUGUGACGAUGUGCAGGGGGAGGAUCAUUUAUAUGCACGUCAGGUUUAGUCGAUAAAACAUUUCCGCAAAGGAAACACCUGUGUAUCCUCGCUCAUGACUCCUCAGAAUGCCUCCUCAGUCCUCGCCUUCUCCAGGUGCAAUUAGAGAAUUGAGAUGUCCUUAAAGAUGGCUGAGCUCAAUCGGUUUCCAGGUCAAAAGAUGGAGGACGGAGGAGCGAGGAAACGAGGAGGCAUAUUGAGAAGCGUCCACUCCUGUAGCAUACGCUCCCAUAAUAUGCUCGAUACCAUCAUCUGUGCAGGCAUACACUGAGCAUGUAUAACCCAACACACAGCAUUGUUUUGGAUGUCUGGUAAGAAUAUAAAAUAUAAAUCGUACAAGCUGUCCAAUCAUGUUGUGACUUUAUACUUAAGCUGUUAGGUUUGGUAUCUUUAGGUUCGCUGUAAAUAUGCCAAUCUGAACACUAAGCGAAACAGGACAAUUUUUUUUCUUUUUUGGUCUGGACCAAAAUAAUCAAGAGAACCGAACUACAAAUAUGAACGCAUCCUUAGUUUGAGCCAAGUUACUUAUAAUUUUUAUCAAAAUGUUUUGUGGCAUUCUGUUUUAUGAUAUACAGUAAGCAUAUCAAAUAUUUUACGUUACUGUGACGUGUUAUAGCACUAAAGAACCAGACUGACUGCCAUUUUUAAUAACCAUUGUUUCUUAUUUUACGUUCAUAUUUUAAGCGUUGAUUUGACUAUUUGUUUACAAUAAUUCUAAAAAAAGAAUGAAAAAACAACAAGCCCCUUUUCAAUGAGAAAAGCACUUCUCCUUAUCUAAAACAUCCAGGGGCGCAGAUGGGAUUUUUUAACUGGGGGGACCAAGCUGUCAGCAAAUGAUUUCAACUCAGUUAUUUUGUGUAAUAUGGGCUUUAACUAGUGUUUAAGUAGUUACUGUGCGUAAGUUGGGCUAAUGGUUUGUAAUAAAAAGCCAUUGGAGGAUUCUUAUUUGAAAUCAUGAAUAAACAACAACGAACAAAGGCCUACCUGAUCAACACUAGCAGUGCGUGAUCAAACUGUAAUUUGUCUAGUAUGCCA